Messenger RNA from Parasteatoda tepidariorum (common house spider), 2478 nucleotides. Its product is annotated as protein NipSnap. NCBI's taxonomy places the organism in Eukaryota, Metazoa, Arthropoda, Arachnida, Araneae, Theridiidae. Gene Ontology annotation, cellular component: mitochondrion. The record is from RefSeq and is a predicted model, not a curated record.
CCGAUUCUGUCUCACUCAUAAUUAAUGAGUGUUUAUUUACGUUAUCAUUGCCAUCAUUGGCUAAACAACUAAGCAAAGCAUAACAAAAUGAAAAAUGUCUCUCAUGAGAACGGUUUCGUCUGCUGGAAAUAAAACCUCAACAGUUCUAAAUUUUUUAAGAUUAGUGUCUUCAUCUGCUGUGAUAAGAGCAAAUGCAGGUGGUGAAGGCUGGCUUAGUAAAUUGUUGCAUGUACGAAAAAUAGAUCCUGGAAAAGAUUCACAUUCAAAAUUACUUUCUGAUACUGAGAGGGUUUAUGAAUUACAAAUUCAUGAUGUAAAGCCUGAAUGCAUUGAUCCUUAUUUGAAAGAUUAUGAAAAUUUAAGAAAUAAACUCCAGGAUGUUUCAAAAUCUUCUGAAUUAGUUGGGAGUUGGAGAGUUGAAAUUGGAAACCAGGAUCAAUUUGUACAUAUUUGGCGGUACAAUAAAGGAUAUAAAAAUGCCAAUGAAGUUUUAACAUUAUAUCAUGAAGAUCAAGAGCUACAUUCAUUGACUAAAAGUCUAGUCAAAAACGUAAUAUGUCGCACUAAUCAAUACAUGCUGCCUUUCAGCUAUUGGGGUGAUCCUGAACCUCAAACCCGGAAUAGCAUGUACGAAAUAAGGUCAUAUGUUUUAAAGCCUGGAACCAUGAUUGAAUGGGGAAAUAAUUGGGCUAGAGGUAUUACUUAUAGAAAAAGCAGUGCUGUAGCUGGUUUCUUUUCACAAAUUGGACAACUUUAUAUGGUACACCAUAUAUGGAGUUAUAAAGAUCUUAUGAGUAGAAAAGAAUUCCGUGAAGCUGCAUGGAGGAAGCCGGGCUGGGAUGAAUGUGUUGCAUAUACCGUACCUCUAAUUCGUGAGAUGAAGAGUCGUUGGUUACGUCCCACAUCAUUUUCUCCAAUCAAAUGAAACUUGUUCCUGAAAGCUUGUUGCUGUUGUCUUAGAAAUGCAGCUGAACACUCUUGUAUAAUGCAUUUUAGAUACAAUUACACAACUUGUAAAAAUUUAUCUAUUUAAAUAAUAUGGAUUAUAUCUUGAUAUAUUUUUGUGUAUUCAUUCAUUUCUAAUUUAAAUACUUAAAAUGAAGCUAUUUUUUCAGGAUUGUCUAAUAAAUGAUUUCCAUAUUACUGUGAUAAACAUAUAAAAACCGUAUUAUCAAAAUAUUUUUUUCAGUUAUAUUACUUUAAAGUAAUAUUUUACAUAAUAUCAGACUAUAUAUUUUAUUAAUGCGACAUUUUUAAGAGAAAAUUAUAAUACAGAAAUUAUACUGGAUUAUAUCAAAAUAAUGGAAUUUGAUAAAUUCUAAAUUAUAUCAAUUACAUGUUUCACAUGCAUAGUAUGAUAAAUGUAUGUCAAUAUGACAUUUAUUAUCUUGUACAAAAGUUUAAUGUGAUAAAAGAAAUAAAAAUGGUGCUGAGAAAUUAUAAUUUUAUAAUGAAUUAAAAAAGUUUUAUCUUUUUAAAAAAAAUAGUCAAUGGACAUUGCUUUUUUGCAAAUGUCUUGAUUUGUACGUACAUAAGAAAAUUUUGUUUUGAAAUUUAUUAAUAUCUUAUAUAUAUUUUUAACUUCUUGAAAAUUAUAAUUUUUUUGUCACAAAUAUUUUUCAAGAAAUAUUUUUUACUCAUAAUUUUUUUUUCAAUCUGUAAAAAGUUUUGUAAAUUGAAUGAUUGUAAUGUUUACGGGUGUUAAAAAGGAAAAAAAUGUUACAUUUUUGUAAACUGUGUAUAGAAAGUUUCAUUUGUAAAAAUGAAAAUUUUCAUAUUAAAAUAACAUUGAAUGACUGAAAAGCAAUUAUUAAUUAUUAAUUUACGGGUGUUAAAAAGAAAAAAUGUUAAUUUUUUGUAAACUGUGUAUAGAAAGUUUCAUUUGUAUAAAUGAAAAUUUUCAUAUUAAAAUAACAUUGAGCGACUGAAAACCAAUUAUUAAUUUAUGGGUGUUAAAAAGAAAAAAAUGUUAAAUUUUUGUCAACUGUGUAUAGAAAGUUUCAUUUGUAUAAAUGAAAAUUUUCAUAUUAAAGUAACAUUGAACGACUGAAAACCAAUUAUUAAUUUACGGGUGUUAAAAAGAAAAAGAUGUUACAUUUUUGUAAACUGUGUAUAGAAAGUUUCAUUUGUAUAAAUGAAAAUUUUCAUAUUAAAGUAACAUUGAACGACUGAAAACAAAUUAUUAAUUUACGGGUGUUAAAAAGAAAAAUUGUUAAAUUUUUGUAAACUGUGUAUAGAAAAUUUCAUUUGUAUGAAUUAAAAUUUUCAUAUUAAAGUAACAUUGAACGACUGAAAACAAAUUAUUGAUUUUUUUUAAUAUUCUGUAAUAUAAUUGAUUUUAUUGUAUUGUCCAAUUAUACUGUUGUAUAAAAACAUUAAUUAGUGCCACUUAAAAGCUGUUUUGAUGAUUUAUAGAUUUAAUGUUUGUGAUGUAUCCAUAAAUGAUUGAAUAAAAUAAUUGUGCUAGUUUUUCAAUUA